AUCACAAAAUCCUCUUUUUUCUUGUCUAUAGUGAUUUUGACUUAGUACAAAAUAAUCAGUAAAAGCGAUUUAGAGGAAGACUCUGCACUGAUAAUUCAUAAUUCAGAUCAAAAUGCAAAUGGUGCUUCUAGAGAAUCUAUCAUCUGCUCGAACUUUGAAUUACGUGCACCUUACAUUCUUCUCUCAAACACAUCUUUAACUCAUUUCUUCAAUGAAAAUCUAUUUAGCUGUCUUACACAUAUGUUAUUAUAAAACACUUGUACCUUUUGCAACAAUUCUCUUUCACCAAAUAAGUAAAGAGAAUCACCCAUCUUUCCUAACCGUACUCCAUAUCCAUCCUACUGUUAAUCUUCAGUUGGAAAACUCAGUGAUUUCUCCCUCUCUACAUCCCUGCAGAUCUUCAUAAAGGAUGUUUGGCUAUAUAGUACUUUAUGCUUCAAACUGACUAUUUUAACAGAAGUUCUUGUCUUAUACUCUCACAACUCCAAAUACGCUACGUAUAACUAAACUGAUACCAUAUCUAUACGGCGAAAAUGACUCCAGUUUACAGCCCUUGUAAUCAUGGAGCUAAGUCACUAACUUAGAUGAAAAUCGCAAAAAUCGGAGGUAUUUUCUUUAAACGACAUGCAAAAGCAGUUUUAUCGAUGUUAAAAAAACUAAAUUUAUGCCACAACUUCCUGUUAUGAUCAGUUGUGUUGAUAAAUUAAUUGCAAUUUGGAAACAAUGAUAUGCAAAUAAAGAGAAUACAAUUUGUAUAUGUUUAGUGACUGAUAAUCAACAAUUAAUGUUAGAUAUAUUUACACUAAUUGCAUUUGAUUAUGAUUUUGGUAGUUUAAAUAAUUUAUUAAGCAUAAUUAGCAGAAAAUCUGCUACAUUAAUCAAUAUUGAAGAUAAACCUGAACUAUCUGACUUGAAAACAAAUUUAAAUGAUAAAGCAAUUAAUCUUGUUGCAUCUUUAGUAUCAUCAUUACAUAAGGAUGAAGUUGCCGAAAUGUUAAAACGUGAAGAAGUUAAAAUAGGAUUCACUAAGCAAGAAUUAUUAGAUGAAGUACUGUCCUUACUUUUAGCUGGUUAUGAGACGACUUCAAGUACUAUAUCUUGGUUUAUUUAUUAUGUACAUAAAAAUCCAGAAGCUGAACAAAAAAUGAAAGAAGAAUUGAAACGUCAUGGUAUUACAAAAGAAACAUCUUUAGAUUAUGAUAAUCUAUUGCAAAAGUGUGAAUACAUAGAUUGUGUAAUUAAUGAAACAUUAAAAAUAGCACCACUUGCUGUUGGCUCAUUUCAAACACUGAUCAAAGGUGCUGUUGUUGAUGGAGUAAAACUUCGUCGAGGAGAAACAGUUUUAUCUGCAUUUUCGCUUAUGCAAAGUGAUCCAAGAAACUGGAAAUUAGAUCCGACACAAUUCAUUCCUGAACGAUUUUAUGGUAUUGAUGCGCCCGAUCGUAAUCAUCAUUCAUUUGCGUUUAUGCCAUUUGGUGGUGGAAAUCGGACUUGUGCCGGACAAGAUGCGGCUUGUUUAGAAUUAAAAGUUAUUGUUACUCGUUUAAUGCAAUUUGUAACAUUUAUUGAUGCACCUGGUAAGGAUGAUGGUCAUUGUCAACGAAUGAUAAUUAUGCCAAAAGAGUUGGCAGUUUCAAUUAAAUUCGAUUAA
This is a messenger RNA of Didymodactylos carnosus, 1651 nucleotides long. The record is from the annotation of a GenBank genome assembly. NCBI's taxonomy places the organism in Eukaryota, Metazoa, Rotifera, Eurotatoria, Philodinida, Philodinidae.